This is a messenger RNA of Trematosphaeria pertusa, 1617 nucleotides long. RefSeq lists its product as uncharacterized. Bases 1 to 1617 code for a protein of 538 amino acids. The record is from RefSeq and is a predicted model, not a curated record. NCBI's taxonomy places the organism in Eukaryota, Fungi, Ascomycota, Dothideomycetes, Pleosporales, Trematosphaeriaceae. The transcript has a single exon.
AUGAGCCACGCUAAUAUUCGAAAAGUGCACACCCCAGCUUCAUCGAGUCUCAUGAGCUCAGAGCCAGCCAUCACCCCUGAUAUGGACCGUAAUCGAGCCAAUCGAUUUGGUUCAAUUGGACCCGAUCCGAGCACUACAGAGUCGGGCGCAGAAGCCAAUGGCACAGCCGGCAUCUAUUCCUACCCAACUCAUACCGAAGCCAUUGCGACAGUUGCUCAAGUAUCCGAAUCGCCUCCUUCCUCGAAGUUUCCUAUCGGCGCCGGAGUAGGGAGAAAUAAUAAAUCAUCUUCGGCGGAACGUCGAGAAAUAUCUUCCCCGAGUCACUGUCUGGCAAGUCGCCAAAACCCUCGGAAGCGUGCGGCAAGCCCUAUCUUGGAAGCCGACCCUCCAAAGCAUGCGCGACCAGCACCGAACGACGGUACAGAAGAUCAAUGUAGUCAGACUCCGUCGGAGAACCCGAGCUCUAGAGGGAUUGGUGCAUCACCCGCAAGUACUCUACGCGAUAAGGAUACUAAAUCGUCGGCCUUCGGCUCCGAAGCAGGCGGGCGAGAGACUUACAUUGUGGAGCAUGACGAUCUAGGCAGGCCCAUCUACAAAGUCAGCCCUGAGAUGUGGAAGUCUCAACGACUACUCGUCUAUCGUAAUCGGACUGGGCUCAAACGCGGUUCCUUGAUCCAGGUAGUGUUUGCUGAGCCUUCCUUCGACCCCAACACGCAAGGCAAGGUCGGAAUGGUACCAACGAAGAAUGGCAAGUUCGUCAUCAAAACCCGCAAUAUGAUCGUAUUGCAUGUCUACCCGACGCAUCUCGAGUGCAUACCUAUCUACACGCACGGUGGAGAAGGACUGGCUCGCAAGGUUCCGGACGGCGAGCUCGACUUCCAUUUCUCGCUGCAACUUCGCAACAAAGGAUUUCAUUCUCAUGAUUCUCCGAAUUCCGAGCCUCUAUGGAUUGAGUGGGCCGACUUAUCUGUCUCGAGGUAUUCCUACGCCGAACCUCUAAAGGUUCAUUCUGUAUAUUACCUUGUGGACAUCAAGAUUAUUGGAAAGCUUGAGCGGGCAAGUCUUAAAGCUAUCAAGGAAUGGCGAAAAGUGCAGCAGAAGAAAUAUGACGGCUCCGAUGCUGACUCAGACAAUGAGGAGCCAAUCCAUGUUCAAGUGCCAUCAUUCACCACUCUGCCAGUCACAAGAUCUCCGAGGGACAUCCACGAUGUGCGGCUCGACCGGGUCGGAAAUGGACCGAUCGCGAAUGGACUGGUCAUAAAUGGACUGGUCACAAAUGGACCGGUCACAAAUACGCUUACCGACAACCGUCAAACCAUCAGCCACCGAACGUCGCGCACCGAGGAUCGCUCAAUGAGGGGCAGCUCCACUGUGCCGAGCAAGCGGCCUAGGCUGGAGGGCUCCAACCGGGAUAGGGCCCCAGAGCAAGAUCGUUAUCGGGACCGUGCCUCCAAUAGAGACGGACGACGAGAGCGAGACGACUACGGCCGACGAGAGGACGCUACCAUGAGAGAUGUCUCCGCUCUUACUCGUCCCUCUACUCGAGAUAGGCGUUCGUCUUACCGUCGACCUCCCCCACCCUUCUUCCGCCCUCGACAUUCGGACAGUGGAUAUUAG